Melampsora larici-populina 98AG31 is the source of this 1092-nucleotide messenger RNA. RefSeq lists its product as uncharacterized. Lineage: Eukaryota; Fungi; Basidiomycota; Pucciniomycetes; Pucciniales; Melampsoraceae. The record is from RefSeq and is a predicted model, not a curated record. The coding region runs from base 1 to 1092 and encodes 363 amino acids. The transcript is spliced from 5 exons.
AUGCCGGGUUCUUCUAACAACACCCCGUUGUUCCAACGUACAACCUCUGUCGAAGGCAGUUCGCAAAGGCAAGGAUCGACGCCGGGACCACAUCAAUCAACUUCACAAAUCCACUCAAAUGGGCAGUUGCCCGCAGGAAGUCGCUCGGCCACACCUGUCUCGAGAAAGCGAAAGUGGAGGAAAUCUAAUGAAACACCUAAAAACCCAAAGUGUCCAAGUCUUCGGCAAGAAAGGAUGUCGAUGACACCGCAGGUCAAAGAGGCUGAUGAACAAACGGUACAGAAACAUUUCCGACUGAUGGCAGGGGUGGGUCGUUCUAAAGCAGACUUCCCAAAGUCCCCAACUCUCUCAGACCUCGAAAACAUGCCACAGCUCACCGUGGAUUACGAGACCGCACCACUUGGAGAGGCUGUUCCCAACCUCAUCAGACAUGACCAACUCCAACCAACUUGGAAACCUGAAGAUAUGGAACAUACAGCAUCGGGUAUGUUACAAUACUGUCGACGUAGACUUCAGCAAUACGGCAUUCCUUACGCACAUAUUGAUUACCGCCUGAAGCAUAUGAGAAGAUAUAACAUUAAUGAAGCCAUCCUUCAGAGGGACCAAAAACGAGACCGUCAACAACAAAGACAAUUACGACUUGCGAAACGUAGAAAAGAGAUGUGCGAACUUGAAGGCAGUUCGCCUUUUGCAAGAUUCGGUGACCUUUUUGAAGAUGAACGACUGUGCUCAUCAGACGAGUCUGAUGAAGAAGUGAUGAACGAAGACCGAGUGAGACACACCCCUGUCUGGCGUAGCUCUCUGGCUACAUCCCUUGUGGAAAAUAUCGAUCAAGAAUAUCAUAAGAUGAGGCAAGGCGAGUUCCCGAAGCGAUCUGGACGGAAACCCGCGAAGCGUGUUCUCUCAAACUACCGACCAGAGGGAGGCAAGUUACGAUGGCCCGCAGGCUUGCCUAAAGAUUGCUACAGUGACGAGUUACAUACUACAAAUCAAAGAAUGCCCACUUUGGCAGAAUCAGCAACAGACGAUAUAAAGACCUUCCAUAUCGAUGAAGAGUUAAGAUUACAAAAGUUUACCUUUUUACCUGGGUGA